AUGCCUCGUCUGAAAACCAGAAUGAUCUGGAGUGUGUUAAUAGUAGCUACUUGGGUUGAGGUUGCUCUUGCUUACAGCAUUAACGCUACUAUCUAUGAUACCAAUACUGCUCAUGUCACCUACUCGGAUACACCCAUCGCCUGUAAGCGUUGGGUAAACAGCUGGUUGUUCUGGAAGGUUUGCGAUUCGUGGGUGGAACCCUGGGCACCCAGCACCUACCACUUGCAAGGCAAAGUAUCCACUUUGCACUCUAGCUUGAACCACCAAACUGCAUCAUUAAGUGUUGAUUUCAAAGGAACCGACGUCUGGGUGUAUGGUCCUCCAUUGAGCCAAUUAACUAAACUCCAACCCGAUUACAAAAUUUGCUUAUACGAAAAUUAUCCCUUCUCACCGAAGCCUGAGUGCUAUCAAGUCAAUAUUAUUAGGGCCUAUUAUGCUAGCAAAGAUGAAAACAAACCUGUUGUUGUGUUUGCUCGCGGACGACUUCAGCAUCGUCAACAUCGAAUCGAGAUUUCGGUCGCUGACCCUACAAAUGAUCUCCAAGCCUAUGACGGGAUUAAAUUUUCUCAUGUGGUGUAUACAACUAAACGUCCUACACAUUGGCCAGUAGAGGAGGAUCGAUGGCGAUACGCGGAGGUUGUGAUGCACGAUACACAUCCUUUGCUUUCCUACUUUCCUCCAACCACUUCGGAUCCAUUGGCUAAAACGCCCGCGUGGUUGGCAAAGGUGCAUACCGCUGAUGAUGGGACUGUUACCUCCUGGCACGAGCUUAGAUCUCAUAACGAAGGGGGGCAAGAUCAUCUACGCGUUGUGACCAAAAUAAAAGCCGGAGCUGUAGCUGUCUACGGCGCACCCAGAUUAUGCGAAGUGGUGGAUCUCAAAACAAUCUAUGCGAAUCACCAGCAAAAGUACCGCGUAAAGCGUGAACCCGUUCUGCUAUGGCGGAGUGACGUUCUGGAUUCGUCCCGGGAAACACUUAUUUCUAUUCGUCAAGUCAAGGCAUCAACUGGGACUGGGACUGUUUUCCCUUUCAAAUCAAUAAACUAUUUCGAAGCGCAAGAAUAUGCACAUCCUGUACCACGGGUUGCAAUCGGCAAGUUGGAGAACAUAACAAUUACGAAUGAUGAUCGAUCCAUUUCAUACAAUCCUACUCAAUUGUGCGACAAGCGUGUUAGUAGAUGUGACCCUUGGACUCAUUCGUGGAUUCGGAGGGAAGUGGGCCCGCUUGGAAGUAAAUCAUCAUUCCAAAGUACUAUAUGGAAUCAUCGGGCUGAGAUGGAUCCUCACAUUAUACUGAGCUUCAAAGGCUCCGCACUCUACUUGUACGGCGCUCCCAAUGCCUAUGCAGCGCGACCCCUUGCAUCACAGCAUGUUUGCAUCAAUAACAUGUGUCGCGUGAUUGAUGUCGAGCAGGCAUAUCUUCAUUCUCUGCGGGAUACCGAGUCAACGAGCAUUACAACAGCACAAAAGCCAAACAGCGUCCAGGGUGAUACUGCAUCCCUGUCGAUACCACACCCUGAGCUUGAGCCUGUACUGAUAUGGAGUAUAACUGGCUUGGACGAUAAGAUCCUGCACACCUUCCGACUAGCACUUGCCUCUAUACCUGUUCCACUCAAUGCCGAAAUGACGUUUGCGAAGAUAUUGUAUACAGAAGUCAGCUAUCGGUAUGGAAAAGAGCGGCCGGAUCCUCCAGCUCCUAAACCAGAUCACGCAUACACGGGUCCACCACAGCCGCCCUACGCCAUCAAGUGGAAUCCUCUUGACCACAAGGCGCCGCCGCCUUUUUCGAUAAAUCCCUCGCCACCCCAAGGGUCCCUAUCCCCAUUAUUACUUACUAUCAUUGUGCUUGUGGUACUAUACGUUUGUUUGAGUUUAGGCCUUGGUCUUUGGCGUCAUAAAGGGGAUGAGACCCAGCCACUUCUGUCAAGUUCUCCCCCACACAGAGAUCCUACACCUUCGUAUUCUUAUGAAACACCACGGGUACGUCUACCUCGUAGUCCUUCUACAGAUGCUUUGAACGCUGCGGACGACCUUCCUGCGUACUCGUCAACGACAUCUACUACUUCGGGUCAGCGGCGUUAA
Messenger RNA from Rhizoctonia solani, 2082 nucleotides. Its product is annotated as alpha/beta hydrolase family protein. The coding region runs from base 1 to 2082 and encodes 693 amino acids. NCBI's taxonomy places the organism in Eukaryota, Fungi, Basidiomycota, Agaricomycetes, Cantharellales, Ceratobasidiaceae. The record is from RefSeq and is a predicted model, not a curated record. The transcript has 7 exons.